Messenger RNA from Aspergillus chevalieri, 1221 nucleotides. Its product is annotated as alkene reductase. Gene Ontology annotation, molecular function: FMN binding; oxidoreductase activity. The coding region runs from base 1 to 1221 and encodes 406 amino acids. The record is from RefSeq and is a predicted model, not a curated record. NCBI's taxonomy places the organism in Eukaryota, Fungi, Ascomycota, Eurotiomycetes, Eurotiales, Aspergillaceae. The transcript has 3 exons.
AUGACUACCCACAAGAACCAGAGUUCGAAGCUUUUCGAACCCCUCACCAUCAACAAUGGCAAUAUUACGCUCGACCACCGUGUCAUCCAUGCCCCCAUGACCCGGAACCGGGGCGUUCCUCUGAACGAGAACAGCACCCCCGAGAACCCAAACCGUAUCUGGUACCCUGGCGAUUUGAUGGUCGAGUACUACCGCCAGCGCGCCACUAAGGGAGGAUUGAUCAUCUCUGAAGGAAUCCCGCCAUCGCUCGAGAGCAAUGGCAUGCCCGGCGUCCCCGGGCUCUUCACCCCUGAGCAAAUCGCCGGCUGGAAACGCGUCGUGGACGCCGUCCACGAAAAAGGCGGUUACAUCUAUGCCCAGCUCUGGCACGCCGGCCGUGUCACCAUCCCCCAGAUGACGGGCUCCGACCCCGUCGCCCCAUCCGCUAUUCCCUGGGACUCGCCGGACGAGCGCUACUCGCACCCGCCGGUCGGGGAGUCCGUGCCCCCGCGCUACGCCGACCACCCGCCCAUCGAGCUGUCGGUCUCGCACAUCCAGCGCACAAUCGAGGAUUACCGGCGCGCGGCGCGCGCUGCUAUUGACAUCGGCUUCGACGGUGUCGAGGUGCAUGGUGGAAACGGAUAUCUGCCGGAGCAGUUUUUGAGCUCGAACAUCAACAAGCGCACGGACGAGUAUGGAGGUACACCUGAGAAGCGGUGUCGCUUUACCCUAGAGCUCAUGGACUCACUGGCGCAGUCCAUUGGCGAGGAGAACUUGUCGAUCCGGUUGUCGCCGUUCGGUCUCUUCAACCAGACCCGUGGCGAGCAGCGUCUGGAGACCUGGUCGCAUCUGUGCCGGGUGUUGAAGCAGACUCUCCCUCAUCUUUCCUACGUCAGCUUUAUCGAGCCGCGCUACGAACAAAUCUUCAGCACCGAAGAAAAAGAUACCUUCCUGGCCUCCUGGGGCCUUACCAACGUUAACCUUGACGGCUUCCGCCAGAUCUUCGGCUCCACGCCUUUCUUCACUGCCGGUGGAUACAACGACCAGAACGCCUGGGGCGUGCUGGAAUCCGGCCGCUACGAUGCCAUCCUGUUCGGCAGGCCGUUCACUAGUAACCCAGACUUGGUGAAUCGGUUGCGCAAGGGGAUUCCGUUGACGCCGUAUGAGAGGUCCAGGUUUUAUGGGCCUUUUGAGGAUAAUAAGCUUUGUUAUGUGGAUUAUGAGCCGGCGCAGGAGGCGUAA